ACUCCUCAGAGCAGCUCGGCUCUGCCAGGAAGCUGGAAUCUCACUGUAGCUCUUGGAACUGCAUUCUAAGCUUGACCAUCGCUCAAGGAAGCCGGCUGGAAUAAAAGCUCCCUGGACUGAGAAAGAGCGCAGCAGCUGAGCUCGCCCCGCCACCGGCUCACUAGACUCCUACCUGCAGCUCUUCAACCCACUCCUUCCCCAUCUCCUCCUCCGCUCUAAACCAGUUCUCACUUCAUUCUUUCCUUCUCUCUCUGCUCCCCCUUUUUCGGGCCCUCCCCGAAUCUUCCUCUGUAGCUAAGAACCAACCUUUCCUGCUCCUCAGAUUUCCUCUCCCCAACCUUCUCCUUUCUCCUUCUCUCUCCCUUUAUCUUGCCAGCUUCUCUCCUUGCUCCCGGGUUCCCUGUUGGUCUCUCAAUCUUUCACUCUACCACCUACCCUUCUUUUCUCCUCCCUUCCCCCUGCCUCAGCCCUCAGUGUUUGCUUUUCUCCCGGAUGCGGAUGAAAGGGUUGGCUUGCCCGUGCCCUGCCCUACCCAAGUUCUUGGAACUGGGGACCAGCUUAAUGGCUGAGGGUUCCCGAGCUCAGGCGUCAGGUCAAGGGCCUCCUAUAAACAUCCAAUUUCUUCGUGCCCAGUAUGAAGGGCUGAAGAGACAGCAGAGGACCCAGGCUCACCUAAUGGUGUUCCCUAAAGAAGGGAUCAUGCCUGCUCCAGCAGAAUUGAUGACCAGUACUGUUUGGAUUAACAAGGAGAGAAGGAGCUCACUGUCACCAGAGGAGACCGACUCUGAGGCUGAGGGGAUGCUGGAGGAAGCGGACAGAAGCUGCCGUCAGGCUCCAUGGCACACAUACCUUGAGCUGCAUCGCUUGGUUCAAACCUUCCAUCUGGAAGCCGGUCACCAAGGCAACCCCAAGGGAUACCUUGUGGAGCCGGAACCAAGGUUGUCUCCGGAGGGAGACACUGAUGUUCUGAAAAGCAGUCAGAAGACACAUCAGGAAAUCAAAAUCUCAGAGGUAGCUCAGCGGCAAGGUCAGGGGGACCGUGCCCCACUACAGGUAGCAGGCUCCAGUGCGCAGGGCCUUGCUUCCACAAAGAACCUACACAGGUCUGGAAAACCAGCUCACUAUCCAUUUCCCCAGAGGAAACCUCCCAGGAUCUCCCAAGCUGCCCGGAACCUGGGCUUAUACGGCCCACCUUGAAGCUUUCCACUCAGCCAGACAUCUCAUCCAUGUGGCCACCUGUUGACUCAUCAUGGAACCACACAAAGCCACAACCAGAGCCUGGAACAACGAGCAACAGUUGGAGCACCUCGAUUUUGGAAUCAUGGGAAAUGAGUUUCUUAAUGGUUUUUUUUUGUUGUUUGUUUGUUUUGUUUUGUUUUUGUUUUUUGUUUUUCCCUUCUAAACUCAAGAGAUUACCCAAGUCAGGAUGAAAAUGCUCUCUUAACCACCAACCCAAUUUUAAUCUAGUAACCCUAGAUGCUCCUCUGUGGCUAGGACCAGUACAACACUUGGUCCCAGAAGCAAAGCAGGACCUUUAGCCAGUGGGUUAUCUUGACUGGGAGUCAAUGAUUAGAGGAGCUCUCCUCCCCCUCCCCCAAUACUUUCUGGUUUUUUGUAUAUGCUGGGAGGGUCUCCGAGAAUUUAGCACCUUCCUUUCUAGUUCCUCUGUCCGGGGGACUUAAGAGACAAUUCAAUAGUAGUGGUCCUCCCAUCUGCAACUCCCAGACAGUGGUCAGCCUGGGUAAAAAGGGCGUGACAGUCCCUCCUACCUUCCUGUGGGCUCAAGGAGUCCUUGGGAAUGGAUGGCUUCUUUCUUUCACCAGUCACUGAGAUGGUACAUCCCAGCGUCAUUACAGAUCUACUUCCGGUCAGCCUUUCCUUCUCUGGUUUUUUUUUUUUUUUCUUUCCACUCUUUGUACCCGUGUGUUCCGUUCUGUUGAUUAACUUCUUCUUAAAAUCCAUUAGCCAGGAGUGGUGGCAAAUAUGUUGAAUCCCAGCCACUGGUAGCUGAGGGAAAGACAACUGGGAGUUCACACCUGGCUUACGUGAGACCCUGUCUCCAGCCAAACAGCGAACAAACCCAAAUAGCGGCCAGUGUUGAAAACACAUGGUAAUCGCGGCCUGAGGGAGGAGCCUCAUGCUCGGGAGAUAGGUAUUUCCACAAACUACUUCCUUUGCAGCCUGGUGGCUCACUCAGCUCCCUCCUGAAAGGCCUAGCAUCUGGAGUCCAAGAUAAAACCACAGACGGAUAGACAGGCAGGAGCAGGUGAGGCUCUUGAAGGGGUCACAAGCACAGGAACCAGGGCUGGUGCCCCUAUCUUGUGGAUCUCAGAGGAAGCGGCAGGUCACGUGGUCAGUCUCUCUCUGAUUCGUGGCUGGCAUGGGGAGGGGAGGGCAUUCUGGAGUAGGAAUGUGGGACUCUGAAGAUUUGAGGAGGAAGGGACACAUCUAGUUGAGGUGUAUCUAUGAUGGGCAGAUGUGUCACCACAGGUAGCCUCUGGUGUCCCCAAAACUGGCAACCUACUCCAAGAACUUCCUUAGGAAAUGAGAAUGGCGCCUGUGAUUCACCUGGAAUCUAGGCACUUGGGGAGUUCGGUUACAGCCUCAUGGCCCCCUUCCACAGUGUGGAGGUGGGGCACCUGUCUCUCCCUGUGGCAGCGGGGAUUCCUGAAUCAACUGUGGAGAUAAAGAGGCUGAGGAUGGCCCUAACUUGGGCAGUGUCCGUCUGGUAUGUGAAUUCAUAGUUCUUUCCUGGAGUCUCAAACAGAUUUAUGAUCCAACUCAACCUGAAAGGGGUUCGCCAGUGGCUGUGGAAAGGAAAGUCUUCUGUGAACCCCAACCCAGAGUCCAACACCCCCACCCCCCGCCAGGAUCAAAAAUAUGCAUUUUUAAACAAAGUGGAGUCUCCGUUCUUGAAUGUGUGUGUUGGGGGAGGGGACCAUUCUUUCCUGUUUACCUUUGGCACCGCAGGCACCUUUCCCUCGAAUCAGAUUCUGUAUCUCCAAGCUCCGAGGCCUCUGGAGAUCAGCUUAGCUUUAGGAAGUCACUUCCGUUCCUUUGCUGAACAGUGAAUUAGAUACUAUUUUUAAAUAGUCUAAUAAAAUUCAAGAACACUUUCUGAAAAAAAAA
Rattus norvegicus (Norway rat) is the source of this 3129-nucleotide messenger RNA. It is a transcript of the gene C5h9orf152, whose product is annotated as similar to human chromosome 9 open reading frame 152. The record is from RefSeq and is marked validated. The coding region runs from base 493 to 1197 and encodes 234 amino acids. The transcript has 2 exons. NCBI's taxonomy places the organism in Eukaryota, Metazoa, Chordata, Mammalia, Rodentia, Muridae.